AUGUCAGCUGUCAAUGACACCAACUACAACCCUGCAGUGUUCCUGCUCACCGGGAUACCUGGGCUGGAAGAUGUCCAUCUCUGGAUCUCUAUCGUCUUCUGUUUAGUGUAUGUUUUUUCCAUAGUAGGAAAUUCAGUCAUUCUGUUCAUUAUAAAAAGAGAUCCAAGCCUCCAUGAGCCCAUGUACAUUUGCCUUUCCAUGUUGGCCGUCACAGACCUUGGCUUAUCGAUAGCCACCAUGCCGACAAUACUGAGUGUAUACUUGUUUAACUCUAGGGAAAUCAGCCUCAAUGCCUGUUUUGCCCAGCUGUUCUUCAUCCACUUGCUUAUAUGCUCUGAAUCCUCUGUGCUCUUGUUGAUGGCCUUUGACCGCUUCAUCGCGAUCUGUAACCCACUGAGAUAUGCUUCCAUCUUAACCCUGCCAAGAAUAAGCAAGAUGGGACUGGUGUGUGUGCUAAGAGCAGUGGCUGUAAUACUCCCAAUCCCUUUUCUCCUUCAGCGGUUCCGAUACUGUCAGUCUAAUAUCCUCUCCCAUUCGUACUGCAUAAACCAGGAGGUCAUGAAGUUGGCUUGUUCGGAUAUCAGAGUGAAUAGCAUCUAUGGCUUGUUUAUUACAGUUCUAACAGUGGGGUUGGACUCGCUGCUCAUCUUUCUCUCUUAUGUGAUGAUCCUCAAAACAGUGCUGAGCAUCACGUCCUAUGCGGACUGUCUUAGGGUCCUGAACACCUGUGUCUCUCAUCUCUGUGCCGUCCUGCUCUUCUAUAUGCCAAUCACUGGCCUGUCUGUGAUACACAGAUUAGGGGAGGGCUCUUCUCCCUUGUUUCAAACUGUUCUAAGUUAUAUCUACCUGCUCGUCCCGCCCCUGAUGAACCCAGUUGUGUACAGCGUGAAAAGCAAACAUCUUCGUGCGAGGAUAAUCAGGGCAUUCAUCAAGUGA
Messenger RNA from Gopherus evgoodei (Goodes thornscrub tortoise), 936 nucleotides. RefSeq names its product olfactory receptor 51G2-like. Gene Ontology annotation, cellular component: membrane. Bases 1 to 936 code for a protein of 311 amino acids. The record is from RefSeq and is a predicted model, not a curated record. The transcript has a single exon. NCBI's taxonomy places the organism in Eukaryota, Metazoa, Chordata, Testudines, Testudinidae. Gene Ontology annotation, molecular function: G protein-coupled receptor activity; olfactory receptor activity. Gene Ontology annotation, biological process: G protein-coupled receptor signaling pathway.